UCGCCACCGCCUCCACAAGAUGGCGGACGGCGGGGCAGCGCCCGCGCAGCCGGACGGGGAUGUGCCCGCAGCCCCGGCCGCCGGCGGCCGUAGGGAUCGCCAGCCCCGGAGCAGCGGCCGCCCGCCCAGCGCCCGGGAUUUGCAGCUGGCUUUGGCAGAGUUAUAUGAAGAUGAGGCUAAAAGACAGUCAUUGUGUUCUGACAAGCCAACAGCUACAAAGAUCAGUAACCCAAAGGUAUCACAGAGUCUUAAACUGGAUUCUCUUAAAAGGUUGAGAAAACCAGAGAGAAGCAUGAGUGAUGACAAAGAAAACCAAAGAUUUUAUUCAGGUGACUCAGAAUAUAGAGGAUUACAGAUCUCUGGGGCUUCUAAUAAUCCAAGUAAAAUUGUUGCUGAACUCUUCAAGGAAGCAAAAGAACAUGGUGCUGUCCCAUUAGAUGAAGCCUCAAGAGCAUCUGGUGAUUUCAGUAAAGCCAAGUCAUUUUCUGGUGGUGGAUACAGACUGGGUGACUCAUCACAAAAGCACUCUGAAUACAUAUAUGGAGAAAAUCAGGAUGUUCAAAUUUUGCUGAAACUGUGGAGGAAUGGAUUCAGUUUAGAUGAUGGCGAGUUGCGAUCCUAUUCAGAUCCAACAAAUGCUCAAUUUCUUGAGUCGGUUAAAAGAGGGGAAAUUCCUUUGGAGCUGCAGCGACUUGUUCAUGGUGGCCAGGUAAAUUUGGAUAUGGAAGAUCACCAAGAACAGGAAUAUGUGAAGCCCAGACUGCGAUUCAAAGCCUUCAGUGGCGAAGGGCAAAAGCUUGGAAGUCUUACACCUGAAAUAGUCAGCACACCUUCUUCCCCAGAGGAGGAGGAGAAAUCCAUUCUUAAUGCACCUGUUCUGAUUGAUGAUUCCAUGCCAGCAACUAAAAUUCAAAUCAGAUUAGCAGAUGGAAGCCGGUUAAUACAAAGAUUUAAUCAAACACACAGGAUUAAGCAUAUUCGAGAUUUCAUUAUCCAGUCCCGUCCAGCUUUUGCAACAACGGAUUUUGUUCUUGUGACUACCUUUCCAAAUAAAGAGCUAACAGAUGAAAGCCUGACACUACAAGAAGCAGAUAUACUUAACACUGUGAUUCUUCAGCAAUUAAAGUAAUCUUGUGAUUGUUAUACAACAUAGGGACUCUGCUGUACUGUCAUACAAUAUGUUUCCAACAGAUGAAAGAAAGGUGAUAUCAGUGUCUUUUUAUUUCCUCUUUUCCAGGGAUCAUAUUUUUGGAUUUCAUGUCUUCCAGCUAUAACAUAUCUAACUCUUUUAUUUUAAUUUCUCAACAUUGUUCAGGUUUUUUUCAGUGUUAAGGUUCUGUAUGUUAAUAUGUUUCAAACCAUAUCUUAUACUAAAUGUGAAAUGAGAUAGGACUUUGUGACUCAUUUUUUUGAAGGGGGUAGGGAAAGAAGCAUUUUUCUGAAGGGGACAGUAUCUUUCAUAGAGUUGGUAAGAUUUGCACUAUGGAAAUGUUCUAUGCUGCAUUGACAAACAGCCAUUUGAAAACUUAGACUGUAGGUUAUGUUUACCUUGCAAACUGUAUAGUAUUAAGGUGUUCUUUUUAAUAGGUUUACAGAUAAUUAAUGCCCUAAUAUAAUUUUUGUAUGUUCUAUUUGUAGUGUUUCAUGGUGUAAUAUAAUAUUUAUAUUCUAGUUUUUAUGUCAUUUUCCUUGUAUUGUUGCUCGUAUGAGUGAAUCAGUUCAAGAGAUGCAAACCUCAGCUGUUGCAGACUAUAAUAGAAUGUUCUUAUUUGUAUUCUAGUUGUACUACUUGUAAUGAAAAUAAUUUUUUUUUUUUCUUGAAAGAGAAAUGUGAGAGACCACUGUCAUCUGGGGAAAUUAUGUGAUUUAGAGGAGGCCUCUGGUCAUUAUGAAUCCGAGUAUGCAGUUGGACCCUAUGCAACAGCAUGAUUCCUUACACAAACAGUUACUUAACCCCAAACAAAAAUACACUGAGGUGCACAGACACAGAACUGGUCUACUUUUGUGCAUGCAAGUGACAGCAUAAACGUGUUAAUUGGUCACAUAUUUUUGACCUGAAUUUCAGUUGUUUGUAUUUGGAAUUUUGGCCAAAGGCAUUUUAUAGUAUUCGCUGGAAAUUUGGUUGUGCAGCUUUCACAGUGCUUGUUUGGAAGCUGUAUAAUUAAACCCCUUCAUCUUUGAAAUUACAUAUUUUUAAAAAAAAACUUGCCCCAACAUUGCAGUAAGCGGGUUGGAGUCUUAUGUUGGGGAAAACUAGCUUUAGUGGUACACAGUUUUUUAGUAUUUUUGGAUUUAUAUCAGAUGAGUGGAUCACACUAUGAAGGAGAGUAGGUAGGCUGUAUCUCUUGUACCAAUAUGUGCUAAAAAUUGCUGUUUUUCAUGUUUAUUUUGUUCUGAAAAUAUCGAUACUUGUUUAUUUAUGUUAAGGUUAUAAUUGCUCAGUAUAUUCUUACAAAUAUAACAAAUCUACUUUUUUCCUCAAAGUAGAUAUUUGACUGAGUAGAUUUUAAACAUGCAGUUGUAUUUGAAGUAUUUUGUUUUGCAAUCUGAAUAUCUGCAUGAUUUUAAUAAUAAUUCAUUUCAUGUGCUAAGUAAUUAAAGCUUUAUGUUUAAGAUUGCAGACAAGACUUCUUGUGUUAUUCCAAAUUUAUGUUGUGAUAAAAGUGGAGAUUGUGUUGUGUGCCAAAUAUUUAAGCCUAAACAUAAGGGAAUUGUCAUGUACUACGCAUGCAUUUUAUAUCCAAUAUACUAACAAUUCUCUAUAUAAAUGUGAAGCCAAAGUUCGUGAUAUUGAUUUUGGGCAGUCUGUGGUUUGGGCAUAUUUUGGUUCAGAAUAUUGGUAAAGAUACAUUGCUUAUUACUUCUGAAGACCAUUAUUGAUUAAGCAGUGAUAUAUGAAGAAAAGGCGUUAACUAAAUUGUUACUUUUUUUUUCCUCUUAUGCCAAAUCUUACAACUACAACUACAACUACAGUCUCUUUGUUUCAAAUACCUGUUAAAUUUUAGUGUUUACUGGUAGCUGAGAUUAACUGGGUGUCCCAGAAGUUGACAUAAUUUUGUCAAGCACUAAGAAAAUAUAUCAAUACUUAUGUUUAGAUA
Vidua chalybeata is the source of this 3098-nucleotide messenger RNA. RefSeq names its product UBX domain protein 2B (gene UBXN2B). NCBI's taxonomy places the organism in Eukaryota, Metazoa, Chordata, Aves, Passeriformes, Viduidae. Gene Ontology annotation, biological process: autophagosome assembly; proteasome-mediated ubiquitin-dependent protein catabolic process; nuclear membrane reassembly. The record is from RefSeq and is a predicted model, not a curated record. Gene Ontology annotation, molecular function: ubiquitin binding. The transcript is spliced from 9 exons. The coding region runs from base 20 to 1129 and encodes 369 amino acids. Gene Ontology annotation, cellular component: nucleus; cytosol.